Dreissena polymorpha is the source of this 1085-nucleotide messenger RNA. RefSeq lists its product as uncharacterized. NCBI's taxonomy places the organism in Eukaryota, Metazoa, Mollusca, Bivalvia, Myida, Dreissenidae. Bases 47 to 973 code for a protein of 308 amino acids. The transcript has 9 exons. The record is from RefSeq and is a predicted model, not a curated record.
UCAUCCAAAAAACGUCACAUACAGCAGGCGAUAUUAUUGUAAUACGAUGGCGGAAAGAGACUGUUCCUCGUUCGUCAAAUGCGAUUGCGGGAUAUUUUUCGCAACUCUGCAGGCUGCAAAGCAGCACAAAUGUAUUAAAGAUAUGGCCGACGAAACCGCGAAGAAGCUAAAGUCUCCAGACUGGCCCGAACCAGCCGUCAUUACGUUCAAUGCACUGGUUCGGGACAGCUGGGAUUUGCUUUUUGGCGAGUACAAAGGCACGGGGGCCGACAAAGUUUCUGUGGUGCGGCGUCGAAUCUGGGACACCAUUGCACAAAGAAUAUCGGUCGAAUUUGGAGUACAUAGAACGUGGGAGCAGUGCAGAAAGAAAUAUCAGAAUGCCAAAACUAGAUAUGUGCAUAAAGUGGGUCAACUACGGCACCCUCCGACCGGUGGCGGAUCUGCCCCUACCCUAACCUCGGCCGAGGAGAUUAUUGCCGCCACCAUGGAAGGCCAUCCCGUGGUUGAAGGAAUUGUUGGCGGGAUUGAUUCAGAUGUUCAAGUUGUGCCAUCAGAGUUGGCAACUUCAUUAACAGGCAUUAACGCAGAAAGUCGUCGAACCGAAGAACAAAUGACCGUGGAUACACAACUGGCGAACAAAAACGAUUUGGAAAACGACGGUAAAGAACAUGGAGAAAAGGAAGGACGCACUGAACCAGUCGAACGUGGACUGAAAAGAAAGGAAUCAUUCUCAAAGAAGUCGGACAAGAGGCGCACCAUAACUGAGAGCAGCAUCGACUGCCUAACGUCUGAAGAUCUGCGAGUAGACAUUAAGAAAAUUAACAUAGAAAUUGAGAAACUAAAUCAUGAAAUUGAGAAAAUUAUACUGGAAAAGCAACUUGUUAAGUUAAAAAUCAAAAACGAGGAAAAUUAUGCCAUUUAUCUACAGUCUAAGACCAUGUAUUACAAUGCAAAGGUGUUAGGUAACUUAUAGAAUUCGAUUUGACUUAAGGCGUAAAAAGUUGUUUGUAAAGUUAAAAAGUUAAAAAAAAGUGUAAGGAUUUUAUUAUUAUUUAAUGAUUGCUUGACUCACGUCAUUUAUUUAU